AUGGCCGAGCCCAUUGGCCUCAUCGCCAAAUCCGGCAUUGAACUCCUGACGUAUGGCACCCCCAACGGCGUCAAAGUCUCCGUCUUCCUCGAGGAGCUCAAAGAAGCCUACGGCAAGCCCUACACGGUUCAGGCCAUCAACAUCAGCAAGAACACGCAGAAGCAGCCCUGGUACACGGCCCUCAACCCCAACGGUCGCAUCCCGACCAUCGUCGACCAUGACCGCAGCGGGUUCGCCGUCUUUGAGGGCAUCGCCAUCCUGAACUACUUAGCGAGGCACUACGACCCCGAGAACAAGUUCAGCUUCCCCGUCGACUCGGACGACUAUUCCGUGGCGGAGCAGUGGAUUGCCUGGCAGCAUGGCGGAUUGGGGCCGAUGCAAGGCCAAGCCAACCACUUCCUCCGGUUCGCGAAGGAGAAGAUUCCCUACGCUAUUCAACGCUAUGUAGGCGAAUCGGAGCGCCUGUACGGCAUCCUCGACGCCCGCCUCGCCGACCGCGACUAUGUUGCAGGCCCAGGACGGGGCAAGUACAGCAUCGCGGAUAUUAGCCUGGUAGGGUGGGUGAACAUGGCGCAGUACUCUGGGGUUGAUCUGCCGGCGCUGUUCCCCAAUGUCAAGGCCUGGCUGGACAGGCUGCUUGCCAGGCCUGCGGUGCAGAGGGGGUUGGCUGUUCCGAGCGGCAAGCCGAGCGGACUCUCGAAUCGGGCGAUUAUGGAGAGCGAGGAGGGGAAGAAAACGAUUGAGGAGGGAAGGAGGUUGGUGGAUCGGGCGAAAGAGCAAUUUGAGUACAAUGAACGAACACCUUUGCCCGCGCACGACACCAACAUGAAACGCAAAUUGGACAAGCGCGACGAGUCUACCGUGGCCCAGCCGGAACUUGAAACAAAGUCCAGCCAAGCCGAAAAGCAGCCAGCUGCCGCCAAAUCGGAACCUGAGCUUACCUUCGCCGACCUUGGCCUCGACCCGCGCCUGGUGCAGGCCGUCGCACAGCAGAGCUUUGAGAAGCCCACACUCGUUCAGCGAAAGGCCAUUCCGCUGGCACUACAAGGCCAAGAUGUGCUCUGCAAAGCCAAGACGGGGUCCGGCAAGACGGCUGCCUACGUCCUCCCUGUGCUGUCCAGCAUCCUGAAGCGCAAGAUUACCGAUCCAACACCCUUCACCGCCGGCCUCAUCCUGGUUCCGACCCGCGAGCUCGCCGACCAAGUCUUCAAAGCCAUCGAGCACUUCUCGGCUUUUUGCGCAAAGGACAUGCACGCCGCCAAGCUGACCGAAAACGUCUCCGACGCCGUUCAGCGCUCCCUGCUCGCCAACGUUCCAGACAUUGUCGUCUCGACUCCCGCCCGCGCCUGGCACAGCGUCAACUCGGCGGCGCUCUCGCUCGCCAAGUUGCAGUACCUGAUCCUGGACGAGGCCGACCUGGUGCUGUCUUACGGCUACGACGAGGACAUGGAGAACAUUUCGCGGUCGCUGCCCAAGGGCGUGCAGACCAUCAUGAUGAGCGCAACGCUGUCGGCCGAGCUGGAUGCGCUGAAGGGUAUCUUCUGCCGGAAUCCAACGGUGCUGGAUCUGCAAGAGGAGUUCGGGGCGGAGGACGAGAAGCUCACCCAGUUUUACGUCAAGUGUGCCGAGGACGACAAGUGGCUGAUCUCGUACCUUAUCUUCAAACUACAACUGAUCAAGGGGCCGUGUCUGAUUUUUGUCGCCGACAUUGAUCGGUCAUACCGAUUGAAACUUUUCUUUGAACAGUUCAGCAUCAGGAGUUGCGUCCUGAACUCUGAGCUGCCCAUCAACACCCGGAUCAAGAUCAUCGAGGAAUUCAACCGCGGUAUUUAUGACAUCAUCAUAGCGUCGGACGAGAAGCCCGAGUUUGUUGGAGACGAAGCUGCGGAAGCAGAAGGCGACAAGAAGGAGGCCAAGAAGCCCAAGAGCAAAGAUGGGGAGGAGGGAACAGAGCAGCCCAAGAAGAAGCGGAGACACAGGAAGGAUGAGGAAUAUGGGGUAUCACGAGGGCGGACUGCCCGGGCUGGCCGUGCCGGCAUUGCGCUUUCCUUUGUCAUCCCGAAGGAGCACUACGGGAAGCACAAGGCGACCACUGUCAAGAGCACCGAGAAGGACGAAAGGGUGCUGGCAAAGGUCAUGAGACAACAGGCGAAACUGAACAGGACGUUGGAGCCAUAUAAUUUCAACAAGUCGCAGAUGGAGGCGUUCAGAUACCGCAUGAACGACGCACUGCGUGCCGUCACCAAGGUGGCCAUCCGGGAGGCCAGGACGAGAGAAUUACGACAGGAGUUGCUGAGGAGCGAGACUCUCAAACGAUACUUUGAAGAGAACCCCGCCGAACUCUCCCAUCUCAGACACGACGGUGAGCUGGGCCGGGUGACGAGACAGCAACCCCAUCUCAAGCACGUGCCCGAUUACCUGCUUCCCAAGGACGGGAAACAGGCAUUGACGUCGCAACAGGUCGGCUUCGUGCCGUUCAAGAAGGAGGGCGGCAAGGAUAGGAAACACAGGAAGGGCAAGUCAAAGGGGCGGUCGUUCAAGGUGGGCGGGAGGAAAGACCCGCUCAAGACGUUCAAGGUUCGACGGAAGGCCAAGUGA
Molecule: messenger RNA, 2598 nt
Organism: Parathielavia appendiculata
Lineage: Eukaryota; Fungi; Ascomycota; Sordariomycetes; Sordariales; Chaetomiaceae
Product: DEAD-domain-containing protein
Exons: 10
Coding region: 1-2598 (865 amino acids)
Molecular function (GO): ATP binding; nucleic acid binding; RNA helicase activity
Source: RefSeq, a predicted model, not a curated record